Molecule: messenger RNA, 1248 nt
Organism: Rubroshorea leprosula
Lineage: Eukaryota; Viridiplantae; Streptophyta; Magnoliopsida; Malvales; Dipterocarpaceae
Source: the annotation of a GenBank genome assembly
AAACCAACCCUAAACUCUUUUUAUCUCCGCUCUAAAGGUGCUGUUGUGGCUUAGAGCUCUGGGGUCAAGUUUCCUGUUUAUGCCUAGUGAGGUAAGUAAAUUUAUGGUAAUGCCCGUACUGUUUUUAAAAAUAUGUUUUGAUUUGUUUUUGAAGUGGUGGCGGGACUAAACCCGUUUUACACAAGUAUGACUGAUUUGAAGUGAAAUUUUAUGUUUUUCAUUAAAUUGAGCAUGCCUACUUGAAAGUUUAAUUGAUUGUCUUGAUGAUUUGAAAGUGAUUGGUGAAUUAUGAUUUUUCUGUUAACUUCUGCCUGUUUUGUCUCCUAUGUGGUCAUGUUAUUUCUGUAAUCCUGCUAGUGGGGGUUAAACGCUAGCACAUGUCGACAUGUAUUUCUGUAGAGCCGGUUCUUCCUGCCAAUGGGAGUUGUUAAACACUGGAAUUUCUGUAGUAUGACCCAAGACACGAAGAUUAAGGGGAGUGACGAGUUAAUUGGCUAGCUAUUGCAUUUGGAUAUAGAUUUUGAGUUUAGAUUGUCCUUGUAAGUUAGAUUCAUUAUUUUGAGUUUAAGUCAUGUUGGACACAGAUUUAUGGAAUAUAUUAUCAUUCUUGGAAUAUAGAUUGUACCUUGAAUUUUAUGGUAUUAAAACAGAUUUUGCGAGAAUAGAGUUUGUGAUUUGGAUAAGUUCCGAGCCUUGUGCAUUUGUGGGACCCUCUCAUGAGUGUACGGCGUUUGUUACGCCUCGGAUUUGGGUUUUGGGGCGUGACAUUCGAUGAAAUGCUUGAGUUAUGUAGACUUGAAACCACAUCAAUUUCUUGGAGACAAUAUACAGAUAGAUUCAAGUCACAGUGCAAGGAAAAUGUUCAUGAAGAUUUUGAUCCUACUUUGGUUACGUUGGGACAAAAAGGAAUGGCAGAUGAAUAUCUAGAACCAUUAGCUCUGUUAUUUCCCAAGUCGGGCUUGUCAAUAUCUCUAUCAUGUACUGGUAUAAAAGCUUUUGUCAAUUGUGAUGGAGGCUCACUCACUAGGUCUGAGGGAAUGAUUGAUUUACUUGGCAUGGAGGUGGCUUUGAAUCCUAACAACAAGUCAUCUAAGGGAGGUUCUGUUCAUGGCCAUUUAGUGCAAGACGAUGUACUUGUCAGUGUGAACUAGAAGGUAAUUAUUCAAAUUCUGAAAUUGGACUCUAUAAUUACUGGCAACCAGAAUCUUGAGUCUUGGAGUUCUCUUGAAAUGAAUCCUUUGAGUUUGA